AUGUCGACGACGCCUGGACGAAAACGUGUUCAACCAAUUUUAAUUGAAGAUGAUGAAGAUACGGAAUCAACUAAUACUGAUAUUUUUAUUUCUUCAUCCUCAUCUAAUCUUAACAUAGAUGAUCUUACACCAUUUAAUUCAGCUCCAAUAUCUGAACCAUCAUCAUCAUUAAUACUCGACAUAAAACAACCAUCAAUUAAGAAAAAUCUCUAUGUUCCAUUAAAUUUCGAUGAAUUAUCUCAUAUACGAAAUGCACAAACAAAUAGUGAAUUUGCUACAUUACUUUAUGAUUUUAAAUUAUAUAAAAAUGUUGUUAAUGGUCAUAUAUGUUUUUCAUGUCGAAAAGUUCAAUUUUCUCUAUUACAACCAGGUAUUCGUUGUACAAUAUGUUUACAACGUGUAUGUUAUAAAUGUCAACGUAAAAUGACUUAUCGUCAAGAUAAUAUUUGUUUUGUAUCAUUAAAUUUACUUCGACGUUCAUCAAUAACAUCAAUUCCAAAUGAUAUGACAAUACAAAAAAGUGAAAGAAUUGAUUUAGACUCAUCAUCAUCAUCAACAACAGCAAGCAGCAAAUGUAAAAAAUUAAAUAAAAAAAAACUUUCACAUAAUAGUUUUUUAUGUUGUAUUGAUUGUUUUAUAUUGUUCGAUCCAGCGUCACUUGUAUAG
Messenger RNA from Adineta steineri, 666 nucleotides. The record is from the annotation of a GenBank genome assembly. Lineage: Eukaryota; Metazoa; Rotifera; Eurotatoria; Adinetida; Adinetidae.